Molecule: messenger RNA, 2684 nt
Organism: Dromaius novaehollandiae (emu)
Lineage: Eukaryota; Metazoa; Chordata; Aves; Casuariiformes; Dromaiidae
Exons: 9
Coding region: 128-1783 (551 amino acids)
Source: RefSeq, a predicted model, not a curated record
GGGCUGCGCGGGAGGGGCGGCCGCCGCGGGGCUGGUGGGAGCGAGGGUCUUCCACGGAGCGGGUUCGGGGCAAAGCUGCCUGCCUGCAGCAGAGAUUAAAGGCACUGGCUGGACACUGGGGAAAGCAAUGCUUUUGGCUGCUUUGUGUGCACUUGUUAUUCUUGAAGCUCACAGUGAUGUGACAACAAUAGACAAGAGAGUGUGUGACUCCGUUAUUUUUGAUCUUCACUAUCCCCAGUUGGACCAGCUUUCUCGGAUCACCUGGUACAAGGGAAAUACAUCCUUAAAGCACUGGACACGUGGCAACGCAGUGUCCAGCCAAAGGAUUCAUGUCUAUCCUAAUGGGGCAUUAGGGAUUCGCAGUGUAGUGAAAGAGGAUGUGGGGUGGUACACGGCGAUUGUGCGCAACAGCUCUGAGCAUCUCCUUUACCAAAAAGUAUUUCAGCUACGUGUACAUGCAGAGCACCUUGUCAGAAGACUUGUCGGUGACUGCUUUACUUUUGACCUGAACUGCCUGCAGCCAGACAGGUACAUCCAUGUCACCUGGAAGAAAGGUGAGCAGCGAGUGGCCAAGAUGAGAGGGCAGAGAGUAGAUGUCUCUGCAAGCUACCGUAACAGAGCCCAUGCAUUCCUGAAUGGCAGCCUGACUUUGUGCCCCAUGCAAUGGGGAGACAAGGGCAAGUAUGUGGCGGAAAUAUUUGAUCAGGAUGGUGUGCACAUGCAUCAUGAAAUUAUUAACCUGGAACUGAACAAAAUGGAAACAUUUAAAGAAACCACAGAAUUUAUUGGUGGAUCCAUGUUCUUGAAUCUAACAGAGAUGAAGUUGAGACACUUCCAGGUAGUCUGGAAAAAGGAAAACACAGAAGUCGCUAGGACAAGUGGCUUUAAUUUUUGGUACCAUGAGGACUAUGUUAACAGGUCUGAGAUUGUGUCUAAUUACAGUCUCAGACUAGACAGGAUUCAGAAAAGUGACCAGGGCAUUUAUUCUAUAGAAGUGAAUGACAGAGAUGGGAGAACGGUAUAUGAAAGCACCAUUCGUGUGAAGGUUGAGCAAAACGAGACAUCCAGAAGAAAUUAUGGUCAAUUACUGUUCUAUGUUCUCAUAACAUCACAAGCAGUUGUAAUUAUUAUUAUCUUGGUUGUGCUGAUAUGGCAUUUUAAGAACAACAAACACAGGUCAGUUUGGAUAAGAGUACCCAGAGUACCAAGCUUUCGGCACAUGAGUUCAAGCCUAACAGAUGAGAGAGAUAAUCCUGAGAAACCUGAAGAAACGGAUGAAAACAGUCUUUGUUUACAAAAUGAUGAAAACUCUAGUGUGCAGGGACCAGAUGGUACAAGCUGCACUGAGCAAAGAAGUGAAGGUUUGCUGAGCAGCAACAAAGAGGCUAACCCAGUAAUAGCUGAAAGCUCCUACACUGAGCAGGCUACAUAUUUUCUUGUGUCCACAUUUCAAACUGGAAAAAGGCUCGAAUUGCCACACCUCAAUGGUAUGAAAGCUGGAAAGCCUCCUGCUUCAGUUAGUGAGGUGUGUGUUGCUCCACACUUUGAGAACAUCCCUCCAGGAUCUGAGGACUGUGUUCUUCCAGAAUUUGAUUACCCCCUUCCCUCAGUGUAUGAUGGCUGCCUUUCUCCAGAAUUUGAUCUCUGCAGUCCUCCAGGAUCUGAGGAUUUGAAGGAAGAUGACUAUGUUGCUAUGCAUGAUAUAGUUUUUGUCUCUCCAGGAGCUAGAGAGGCAUGGGAAAGGAGUGAAGACAACUUCAUUCAGUAUGCUUCUAUCAAGUAGAAUGCAAGAGGAUUCCCACAGGAUGAGUCUGGAAACUCAAUUUCCAGUUCUUCCCAUUAGAUUUGCCAGGAAAUAUGUUUGCAGCAUUGGACUGAAAUUUGGACUCUCUCUUUCUCUUUUGGCUGGUCUUGAGCCAACCUUGAAGUUCUGCUGUUAGUUUCUCAUUUGGAUAAAUCUGAUUCUUGAUUUGCUUUGUAGAUUUGGCUGGAAGCCUAAUGGGAAAUCUCUCUGUGGAUCAGUUUGUUUUCCACAGCUGGGGCCCAUCUAUUCCCUUUGUUUUGCUGAAGGUCUUCCAGGAUGACCCAUUAGGAGCCCCGUGUAAAGCAGACAGGAGAAUUAACCCUAAGAAUAGUUCAUCCCAGGCCUCUCUUGUUUGCUUCCACUAGGAGGUGUCAUCGUAGGAAAGAGAAGGGCCUCAGGGAUUUCUGGAGGCCAGGUCUGGGCCCUGACCUCCCGUCCUUGUCUCCUGUUGUGUGGAAGAUGCACCUGAGUGAAUUGGUAGAUAUAAGCAUAAAUUUUCCUCUGCUGUUUGCUUAGAAGAAUGUGCCACUUAGGUGGAAGUCAGUCAAAAGUAUAUUACGAGAAGGGAAUUGCACUGAAGAACAUGCAGCAAGUUUUACUUGGGGAACUGUUGUUUUAGAAGAAAAAAGGAAAAGUAAAGGAAAGAAAUGAGAGCAUUGCUAGCAAAUGGGUUUAGCCAUAAAUGUAAUUGCCUUUAAAGAACAGCCUUGGUAAUUAGAUACAUUUUCUGCAAUGCCUGUAUUAAACUUAGUGAUCUUAAAUGGUGUGUAAUUGUUUUCAUAGAUUGCUUUUAAAUCUUACAGAUUGCUUCUUUUAGGUUUGAUGAACUAACUUUUUUUACAGAAUGUUGAAUAAAAGUAUUUUUUCUUAUUACUGAAAA